Brassica napus (rape) is the source of this 1019-nucleotide messenger RNA. RefSeq lists its product as uncharacterized. Bases 39 to 875 code for a protein of 278 amino acids. Lineage: Eukaryota; Viridiplantae; Streptophyta; Magnoliopsida; Brassicales; Brassicaceae. The record is from RefSeq and is a predicted model, not a curated record. The transcript is spliced from 5 exons.
UUAUUGUAAUUAGCAAAACCAAUCCAAUUUAUAAGCCAAUGGCAUCCUCGCUUAUGUCUAUUAAACACACGGUUUCUUCUAAACUGUAUGCAGGGAUAAAUAGUUUUAGCUCAUGCUCAAAUUACAACAGAUCUCAUCUGGUAACGCUGAGUUGCAAGGGUUAUGUCAAUCCAAUUUUUCGAUUACACUCGAAUCAAAAGAGUUUGAAACAUCUCACAAGAGCAAGAAAACUAGAAGAGGAAGAUGAGAAAGAAGAGGACGAGGACAAUGAGUACUAUGCAGCAGAGGAGGAUGACAAAGAAGUCUAUCCAGUGGAAGAGGAGGACAAAGACGACUGUCGAGCAGAGGAGGCAGUUCUAAAACUAUACACCGACAUCAAAGACCGAAACAUCAAUGGAGUAUCAGAAGUUAUUGGAGAUGAAUGCCAAUGCUUUUGCAACUUCUUAUCUUCUUACCGCCUCUUGCAAGGCAAGAAGCAAGUGGUGGCUUUCUUCUACUGGUUGAUGAUGAACCUGGGGAAAGAUAUCAAGAUUAUUGUUAGACCAACCUCCAAAGAUGGCAUGACCGUUGGUGUUCAAUGGCAACUCGAAUGGGAGAAGUCAAACAUCCAAUUGGGGAAGGGAGUCAGUUUCCACAUGUUCCAUAUCUACCAGGGAAAACUGUUGAUAAAGAAUGUGGAGAUGUUCAUGGAGCCAAUCUUUCACAUUGAGCCUCUUAGACUAAGAACUAUGGCGUUUGCAGUGAGCUUGGCUGAGAAGAUGUUCAUUUUCCUAAGACCAGUAGAAAACAUAAGGAGACAAGCAAUGACACUUUUCCUUCUUGCUCUUCUGUUGCUUGCUGCAGUCGUUUUCUACUUCACCCAACCAAGACUAUAAGGCUAAAACAGACAGCAAAUACCAUGGAAGAUACCGGAGAGAGAAAACCAUAAGAGUAUUGAGUUUUUUUUUCUAUCAAAUGAUGCUUCAGUGUAUCAGUUCACAUCAUUUUUAAGGCAUCAAACCAGACAUUUUGCGGAUGCA